This is a messenger RNA of Penicillium atrosanguineum, 330 nucleotides long. RefSeq names its product putative arsenate reductase (Arc2). The coding region runs from base 1 to 330 and encodes 109 amino acids. Lineage: Eukaryota; Fungi; Ascomycota; Eurotiomycetes; Eurotiales; Aspergillaceae. The record is from RefSeq and is a predicted model, not a curated record. The transcript is spliced from 2 exons.
AUGGCUGCCCCAGACGUCCCCCGCACGCCAUGGCAUACAGCUUACCCCGCUCCCACAUCCGAGGUCGAUGCUCUUCCCCGCCAGGAAUUGCUGCGCUGGAUCAAGGAGGGGAAGCUGCCUGGUAAGGAUUAUGUUUUGGUGGAUGUAAGGCGUAAUGAUUUCGAGGGUGGUACUAUUCGUGGUUCGGUGAAUCUGCCAGCUCAGAGUUUGUAUCCUACGCGCCCGGCGCUGUAUACUCUUUUCGCGAGUAGUGGCGUGAAACAUGUUAUUUGGUAUUGCGGUAAGACUUGGAUGAUUUCUUUGGAUCAGUCUCGGCCUGUGCGCGUCUAA